AUGGUUAUAUGCUUUGCAUACGGAUGUAACCACCGCAGUGGGGCCAAUGCGUGCAAAUUCUAUGGCUUUCCUACAGACGACAGAAAGCGGACAUUAUGGGGAAAGUUAUGCAGACGAGCUGAUCGCCAACCAGGAGGGCAGAACGACAGGAUUUGUUCCUGUCAUUUUAAAGACGGAAGUAAAGACGGGGAUCCUGCAUAUUUUGCAUGGAAUGAAGGAAAAACCAUGGAUUUCUCUGACCCUGAAAUUAUGAAAAGAAAAAGGAAAAAACUAACAAGUGAGGAGUCAGAGUCGAGCCAUCUGCAGGUAUCAGAUUUGACUGAAUGUGAAGACCCAGCAAAGAUGAUGACUGAGCACAGCUACUCGGUGUCUUGCCGAUUAAGUUGUGCUCAGGAAAUGCAGCGGCUUUCAGAGGAGAUAAGGGGUCUGGAAAGGGAACUUGGUGCCCUCAAAGUAGAAUCCAACAAGCCAAAGCCCAUGUUUAUUAAUGACAUAAAGGACAAUGAAGAGAAGAUGCUUUUAUACACAUCCCUACAGUUUGACAUAUUUGAUGUCCUGGUGCGACUAUUAAAACGAUUCGAUCUUCAUUACUAUAAUGAUUGGACACCUACGAUGGAAAUUGAUGACCAACUACUCAUUGUCCUCAUGAAGUUGAAACUCAAUCUUCGUGACAUUGACUUGGCCCAUAGAUUUUGUGUCAGCCGACCUACAAUUUCGAACAUUUUUCAUACACUUGUCCAUACUCUACAUGAGAUGCUGUUUGUUGGCAUAGUCAACAAAUGUUUUCCAAGUCAACUCAAGUGCAAAGGGUCCAUGCCGAAAUCUUUUGAGGAUUUCUCCUCUGCCAGAGCCUCCAUGGAUGCAAUUGAAACCACCCAAGACAUCCCGACACAUAUGGAUAGUCAGGCCAUGGUGUACAGUAGCUACAAAAGUCGUCAUACUGUUAAAGCGGUAACUUGCGUAGCACCAAAUGGUGCUAUUACACUCUGUUCCAGACUGUAUCCAGGUUCCAUCUCCGAUGUAGCCAUUGUAUCUCACAGUAAAGUCCUACAGAAGUUUAAGGCAGGAGACUUAAUUUUGGCCGACAAAGGUUUUACUAUCCAUGAUCAGUUGCCUCAAGGUGUUUGUUUAAACAUACCAGCUUUUUUGUCAAUGAGAGGUCAGUUUACAAAGCAAGAACCAGCAUUGUGUUACAAGAUCGCAAGAGCCCGCAUUCAUGUAGAAAGAGCCAACGAGAGAAUUAAAAAUUAUGAAAUUCUCCGUCACAUUCCGGCUACUUACAGACCCUUAUCAACAAAAAUAUUUCAACUUUGUUCCUGUCUUGUAAAUUUGUAA
Messenger RNA from Ostrea edulis (European flat oyster), 1335 nucleotides. RefSeq lists its product as uncharacterized. Lineage: Eukaryota; Metazoa; Mollusca; Bivalvia; Ostreida; Ostreidae. Bases 1 to 1335 code for a protein of 444 amino acids. The record is from RefSeq and is a predicted model, not a curated record. The transcript is spliced from 6 exons.